Messenger RNA from Colletotrichum chrysophilum, 1992 nucleotides. RefSeq lists its product as uncharacterized. Lineage: Eukaryota; Fungi; Ascomycota; Sordariomycetes; Glomerellales; Glomerellaceae. Gene Ontology annotation, molecular function: alpha-L-arabinofuranosidase activity. Bases 1 to 1992 code for a protein of 663 amino acids. The transcript has 2 exons. The record is from RefSeq and is a predicted model, not a curated record. Gene Ontology annotation, biological process: L-arabinose metabolic process.
AUGGUGUCGCUGAAGUCGGCCAUUCUGGCCGCUACCUACGCCGUUUCGGCUGCUGCUGUCGACAUCACCGUCAAGGCCACCGGCGGCAACGCUACUAGUGGUCACCAGUAUGGAUUCCUUCACGAGGAUAUCAAUAACUCAGGUGAUGGCGGUAUCUACGCCGAGUUGGUCCGCAACCGCGCUUUCCAGUACAGCGACAGAUUCCCUGUCUCCCUAGACGGUUGGCAUUCUAUCAACGGCGCUGUGCUCACCCUGAAGAAUUUGAGCGAGCCCCUCUCCGCCGCCCUCCCCGUCUCCGUCAACGUCGCCGGCGGCAACGGCUCCGGCUCGAUCGGUCUCGAGAACGAUGGCUACUGGGGCAUGGACGUCAGACAACAGAAGUACACCGGCUCCUUCUGGGUGAAGGGUGCCUACGACGGUGUCUUCACCGCCUCCCUCAAGUCGGCUCUCAACAACGACGUCUUCGGCUCUGUCGAGAUCGAGUCCAAGUCCACAGCCGACGAAUGGGUUGAGCACGCUGUCGAGCUCACUCCCAGCAAGGAUGCUCCCAACAGCAACAACACCUUCGCCAUUACCUUUGACCCCGCGGGCGCUGCCGACGGCUCGCUGGACUUCAACCUGAUCAGCUUGUUCCCUCCCACGUACAAGGACCGCAAGAACGGUCUGCGUGUCGACAUUGCCGAGGCUCUUGCUGAGCUCCACCCUAGCCUGCUCCGCUUCCCUGGCGGAAACAUGCUCGAGGGCAUUGACAACAAGACUUACUGGGACUGGAAGGACACCCUUGGCCCUCUCAAGGAUCGUCCUGGUUUCCAGGGUGUCUGGAACUACCAGCAGACUCACGGCCUUGGUCUCAUGGAGUACCUCGAGUGGGCUGAGGACAUGGGUCUUACUGUCGUCAUCGGCGUCUGGGCCGGCCUCGCUCUCAACGGCGAUGUUACUCCCAAGGAGGAUCUCCAGCCCUUCAUUGAUGAUGCCCUGAACCAGAUUGAGUUUAUCCGCGGCCCCGUUGACUCUACCUGGGGAGCCAAGCGUGCUGAGCUCGGACACCCCGAGCCGUUCGACUUGCAGAUGGUCGAGAUCGGUAACGAGGACUGGCUUGCUGGCUACCCCGGUGGCUGGACUUCCUACAAGGAGUACCGCUUCCCCAUGUUCAUGGAGGCCAUCAAGGCCAAGUACCCCGACAUCACCGUCAUCUCCUCCGGCGCGACCACUGACGGCGAUGGCUUCGACAUUCCCGCCCCCGGCAUCGGUGACUACCACCCCUACCGCACUCCCGAUGCCCUUGUCGAGGAGUUCGACCGCUUCGACAACGAUAUUGGCCACAUUGUUGGUGAAGUCGCCGCCACCCACCCCAAUGGCGGCACCGGAUGGGACGGCGACCUGAUGCCCUUCCCCUGGUGGAUCGGCACCGUCGGCGAGGCCGUCUCUCUCAUCGGCUACGAGCGAAACGCCGACCGCGUUCCGGGAACCUUCUACGCCCCCGUCCUCCGCAACAUGAACCGCUGGCAGUGGGCCGUCACCAUUGUCCAGUUCGCCGCCGACCCCAAGUUGACCACCCGCUCCACCAGCUGGUACGUCUGGGAGAUGUUCGCCGGCCACCCUCUCUCGCACACCCUCGAGGCCUCUGCCGACUUCGGCCCCGUCUACUACGUUGCUGGCAAGAACGAGGCCAAGGGCAACUUCAUCUGGAAGGGCGCUGCCUACAACACUACCAACAGCGAGGACGUGCCCGUCACCGUCAAAUUCGAGGGUGUUGAGGCUGGCACUAAGGCGUCUCUGACUGUGUUGACCAACCCCAGCGGAGACCCGUUCGCUUACAACGACCCUCACUCUGGCGUGAACAUUGUCGACACGCAGACUCUGGUCUUGACUGCGAAUGAGGAUGGUGCGUUCAACUUCACGCUUCCCGAGUUGAGUGUUGCUGUGUUAGAUACGGAUGUUGCUGCCGAGGCCAAGAUACUGAGGGGUAUUGAGAUGCCGUUUAUCGCCUAA